AUGUCAGACACCGAAAAAGCCUCCACCACCCCCAACGGUAAAGGAUGGACCGAUCGCCAGCGCCUUGCAUACUACUUCUCCUUCGUCGAACACUCGAAUGUGAAACUUGACUUCUUGACCGCCCCCCGCCCCGCUGGAAAAUCCGUUGGCGCAUGCCGCAUCAUGGUCGACCGACUCAAGGGAACGCUGAAAGCCGACCUCGCCGCUCUACGCGGUGAAGACGAAGCCGAGGGCGAAGACGGAGACGGAAAUGAGACCAAGACCAAGGUUAAGAAGCCUAUUACACCGUGUAAGCGGAAGAGCAAGGGUGAUGCUGCUGGCGAAAGAGACGGUACGCCUACGAAAAGGGGGCGGAAGAAGAAGAAGAGUGAGGAGAAGGAGGUUGUUGUUGCUGAUGAGGAGGAGUGA
Messenger RNA from Pyrenophora tritici-repentis Pt-1C-BFP, 408 nucleotides. The record is from RefSeq and is a predicted model, not a curated record. NCBI's taxonomy places the organism in Eukaryota, Fungi, Ascomycota, Dothideomycetes, Pleosporales, Pleosporaceae.